GUUCCUUUAGCGUCAGCUAGCUGAGCUGACCCUAGAGGCUCUUUUACCACACAUCCCGGCAGGAGAGCAGGAAGAAACUGAGGGGAAGAUGUGUGACACUCAGAAUCUCCAGCCAGUUGAAGUAGUGGACCCUGAGGUGGAUGAGGGGUCCGGCAUCCCCCCAGUGGAUAAGGUGGAUCCAGGGGAGGAAGUGUCCAAUCCUCCCCCAGAGGAAAGCCUUGAUGCUGGGGAGACGAUGCAGGACAGCCCUGAGGAAGCAAAGAGGGAACCAGAGAACAAGGCCGAGGGAGAGCUAAGCCAGACAACUGCACCCGACCAUUCAAAUGAGUUAAAACCUCCACUUGUUAGUAUACGAAAAGACGUGGGUGUGAGUGGACACAGGCGAAUAGGAGGUCACAACCCUAAAAGCACCAAUCACACGGCAUCGGCUGCUCUUCCUUCCUCAACCGCCAGUACAACUGUUUCAGGGAAACGGACGAUGGUACUCUCCAACGAAGCCAGGAAAGAGAUGGCCAAGCAGGCCAGGGCUGCCAAGGAUGAGCGUCGGGCCAUGCUAGACGCCCGCCACAAGUACCUCAUAGCCAAGCUUGUGGACAGUGUGAGCCUGGGGGAGACUGAGGUGGAGGAGGCCUUUAUAUCGGAUGACAAGUUCAAUUUGAUAGAGGAAUUUUUUGCGCCUAAUGGAUCAAAGAGGUUGAUAUUCUUCUAUCAAGACAUAAAAGUGCCUUCAUCAAACCACCCAACCUGGGCAGACACAGUCAGUUCUACCCCCGGGCAGAAAAAGCUCUUUGUCACCACUGGAACUUCAGAGGCCUUACUUGAAAAGUGUUUGUUUUUCUUGAGAACGACAGACAAGGCCAUAACGACUGCCAAUGUUUCUCAGGAAGUGAAUUUCGGAAUGCUAGACUGCACUAAUGGGAGCAUUUUGUACAGUUUGGAGAAACUGUUCUCACAAAUUAUGCUGCCUGCACUCAAGUCUCAAGAGAAUUGGGGCUCCAUUAAGGAUGGACUUCAGAAUGCUCAGAUUCAGGACUUCCUGAGUUCAGUGGACAAGUUCAUUAGCAACCUCUCCUCUGCCAGACUGAAUAUGGAGGGAAGGUUCCAACUCCACAGAGUGGACACUGGACAGAGCCUAGGCAGCCUGCUAGGCCCAGCAGACUACACAGUUGCAGCCAAUAACUCCGAGCUGGUGGAGGAGCUGGAGGGAGUUCUUCUUCACUGGGCCCACCAGAUCGAACAGGUGCUGACAGAGGGCGAGCAAAUGAGGAAGGAGGCCGAUGAUAUAGGGCCCUCUGCUGAACUGGAGCAUUGGAAAAGCCGCAUGACCACUUUUAACAGCCUAAUGGAUGAGAUCAAACGACCUCAUGUGAAGAAGGUUAUUGGAGUGCUGCAGGUAGCCAAGUCAAAGACACUAAGGACUUGGAGAGAGCUGGAUGGAAACAUCACUGUUGUGGCAAAUGAAGCAAAAGACAAUGUGAAAUACCUCUACACAUUGGAGAAGUUCUUUGGCCCACUUGGAAAGUGCACUCCGACAACCAUGUUGGAACACAUCCCCAGCCUGAUGAACAGCAUCCGUAUGAUCCACAGCAUCUCCCAGUACUACAACACCUCAGAGAGAAUGACCUCUCUCUUUGUCAAGGUCACCAACCAGAUGAUUACAACCUGCAAGGCCUACCUAUGCCAGGAUGUGGCCAAGGUCUGGGAUCAUGACAGAAACGAGAUGUUGAGGAGGAUCAGAGAAUGCACACAGCUCAACCAGGAGUAUCAGCUGUGCUUCCAGAGGGUGCGAGAGAAGCUUCGGGACAACCCCAGCGACAAGCAGUUUGAGUUCAGUGAGAAUUACAUCUUUGGCAAAUUUGACACAUUCUGCAAGCGAUUGGAGAAGAUUGCAGACAUGGCCUCCAUUUUGGAGGACCUUGCAUCUCUGCAACACAUGAAAGUGGAGGGGAUCGAGAAGAUCUUUGUUCGCUAUCAGACCAUUGUGACCACCACCAAGUCCAAGACCUACAAUGUGCUUGACCACCGCAAGUUGGAGUUUGACAGUGACUACACAGAGUUCAAGUUGCAGAUCCAAGGCCUCUUCCAGUCUCUCCAGUCAUUGCUAGUGACCUGGUUUGAGCAGUCACUAACCACUGAGCGAAUGCUUGACCUCCUCUCUAAGUUUGAGAAUGGCGUCGGUAAGCAGCUGGAUCUCACAGACAAAUACAUGGCAGUACUGCAGCGCUAUAGCCGAGACCUGGAGCUUGUCAGGAAGCUCUAUCAAAAGCAGAAGGACAAUCCUCCCAUUCCUCGAAACAUGCCUCCUGUUGCAGGGAAGAUUAUGUGGUCGCAGCAACUAUUCCGAAAGAUUGAGUUACCUAUGUCUAUCCUGAAAAACAAAAUGGACAUUCUAAAGACCCCUGAGAUGAGGAAGGUGAUCAGAAGCUAUAACAAGAUGGCCGCCGUUCUCCUUGAGUACGAGCUCCUGUACCACAGAGGCUGGAGCCAAGCCGUGGAGAUGGGCCGUCACGGCCUGAAUGCAUCGCUGCUCGUCAGAGACCCAGAAACAAAGACAAUAUAUGUUAAUCUUGACUCCUUGGUCCUGGAGGUUCUGCAUGAGGCUAAGUGCAUGCAUAAGCUUGGCAUCGCCGUCCCAACGGUGAUCCUGAAUAUGUGUGCCAAAGAAGUCGAGCUGAAGGCCCAGCAAAACAGGCUACAGGAAAUGCUGCAGGACUUUGAAGCAGUCUUAUCCAGGAUCCCUCCCAUCCUCCUCCCCCUGAUGCAGCCCUUCAUCAGACACGUGGAGAACUCUCUCUCCCCAGGGCUCACUACUCUCUCCUGGACAUCACUCAACACUGACAGAUUCAUAGAGAAUGUAUAUGGAGUACUGCAAGAACUGGAGCAAGUUGCAAAGGUUGCCAUGGAUACACUGGAGUGUCGCAUUGAGAGAAUCCUACAGGCCAUGUCAUCCACUGCCCUGCUGGUGCUGCCCGAGGAUAUGCCCGUUUCAUCCCAAAACUUUCAUAGCCAAGCUGAGGACACUGUGAGGUCUGCUGGGAAGGCACUGAGCGUCCAAAGUAAACAAGUGGAAAUGUCUAUGUACGAGAUGACUGAUGAGCUGAAAAAGAGGAUGACGCCAGCAGAAGUAGUCAACCUAGAGGGGUCUCUCCAGUGUCUACACCCGGAUGCUAAACAGAAGACACGCUGUCAGUCAUGUCUAGCCUGUUGCUUUUACAACCUGAUGGCUCAACUGUGCCAGAGGAACACAGAGGCCCUGGUCAAAGCUACAAGGUCAUCCCUUGAUUCUCUGAGGCGAAGGCUUCAUGUGGCGAGUUCCAAGUACCAGUCAUCCUCGUACCUGAGUCGACCACAGGUCCAGGUUCCUCUCUUCAAGGCCUCUAUUCAGCUGGCCAUUCCCAACAUCGUCCUCAAGCCCAGUCUGGAGGAUAUCCAGAGUACUGUCAACAAAGUUGUGAGCAUUGUGCUGUCAAUGGCUACAGAAAUCCCACUAUGGACAUUUUCCCAUCUACAUCACAAGCAGCUUCAGGCAGAGCAGGCUGCAGUGAGGGACGCUGGGGACGACGGCCCCCUGACCAAGCAGCUGGUCCUCAAGCCCCUGGACCGGCAGCUGGCCGAGCACAAGGACGUCACCAAGGCCGUCAUCCAGCUGGGUUCCAUCGUGUCCUCCCUCAGGACCGAGGCCGAGGACGUACUGCAGGAGUUCCAUCACUUCUCCACCCUGUGGAAUCAGGACCCAGAGGAGGAAGUGAAAACCUUCCUGGAGACCAGUCCAUCCCUCCCAGCGUUCAGCACUCAGAUUUCCUCCUACUCUAAAAUGGAAGCUCAGAUUGAAGACUUGCCAGCCUCCUGCACUGUGGGUUCAGUCCUGUUCCACACAGACCACCUUAAGCUCUCCCUGACCCAGGAGUGCCGUGCCUGGAAACGGGCCUUUGGAGCUGCGCUGAACAGCCAGGCCUCAGCCGACAUGGCCGACAUCUACUCCUUUGUGGACGGCCUGACCAAGAGGCUCCAGAGGCCUGUCGAAGACCUGGAGGACGUUAGGGGAGCCAUGGCCUCUCUCCGAGAGGUCAGAGAGGCAGAGAUCCGGAUAGAUGCCACCAUCGGCCCCGUGGAGGAGUCAUUUGCCCUGCUCAACCGCCACGAGUUGAUCUUCAGCGACGGGAAUGCUGAGAAGGUGGACGGGCUGACGUACGCCUGGAGGAACCUCAAUGCACUGGUGAUGGAAACCCAAAACACCCUGGUGAAGAUUCAACCUGCCAUGAAGGCAGACCUACUGUCAGGGGUGGAGACCUUCCAGAACUCUGUCCAGAUCUACUACUCAGAUUAUGACAAAAGUGGCCCUGGAGUGGAGGGGUUGACCCCAGAUGAAGCCAGCGACAGACUGCAGAGCUUCCAGGCCCAGUUCAAUGAGCUGUGGAGAAAAUAUGUUACCUACUCUGGAGGGGAGGAGCUAUUCGGCCUCUCAGUUAACGAAUAUCCCGAUCUUCAGAGAAUUAAAAGAGAGCUGGGUCUUUUGUCGAAACUUUACACGCUCUACAACUCUGUCACUGAAAGUGUCACUAGUUACUAUGAUAUCCAAUGGGCUGACCUAAACAUAGACAAGAUCAACAAUGAACUGCAGGAUUUCCAGAACAGAAUCCGGAAACUUCCCAAGGCGUUGAAGGAGUGGCAAGCCUUUAGUGACCUGAAGAAGACAAUCGAUGACUUCAACGAGACGUGCCCCCUACUUUACAUGAUGGCUAACAAGGCGAUGAUGUCCAGGCAUUGGAGCCGCCUGAGUGACCUCACAGGUCAUAUCUUUGAGGUGGAGUCGGAGAGCUUUGCCCUCAGAAACAUCAUGGAGGCACCACUGCUCAAAUACAAAGAGGAUAUUGAGGAUGUGUGCAUCAGCGCGGUGAAGGAGAGGGACAUUGAGGCCAAACUGAAAGACGUAGUGGCAGAGUGGAGCAGUCACACGCUCACCUUCGCCCCCUUCAGGAACCGGGGGGAACUGCUACUGAAGGGUACUGACACUGCAGAGAAGGUGGCCCUCAUGGAGGACAGUCUGAUGGUGCUGGCCUCGCUCAUGAGCAACCGGUAUAAUGCCCCAUUCAAGCCUUCCAUCCAGCAGUGGGUGCUGAAGCUGUCUAACACCACUGAGGUCAUAGAGAAAUGGUUGACGGUUCAGAACCUGUGGAUCUACCUGGAGGCCGUAUUUGUCGGAGGGGAUAUCGCUAAGCAGCUGCCCCAGGAAGCCAAGAGGUUCCAGAACAUUGACAAGUCCUGGCAGAAGAUCAUGCAGCGAGCCCACGAGGUGACAGGUGUGGUGCAGUGCUGUGUGGGGGAUGAGACCCUCAGCCAGCUGUUGCCCCAUCUUCUGGAGCAGCUGGAGGUGUGUCAGAAGUCUCUGAGCGGCUAUCUGGAGAAGAAGAGGCUUGUGUUCCCUCGGUUCUUCUUUGUCUCCGACCCUGCUCUACUGGAGAUCCUGGGACAGGCCUCAGACUCCCACACCAUACAGGCUCAUCUGCUGAGUCUUUUCGACAAUGUGAACUGUGUGGUUUUCCAUGAUAAGAACUAUGACCAGAUCCUAAGCUUCCAGUCCCAGGAGGGAGAGACAGUAGACUUGUCUGAACCUGUUUUAGCUCAGGGAAAUGUGGAAGCCUGGCUGGGGCUCUUGCUGGACAGAGUGAGGAAGACCAUCCAUGGCAUUAUCCGUCAGGCUCACAUGUCCAUCAGUGACGCAGGACUAAAGCUGGUGGAGUUCCAGUCUGUGUUCCCAGCCCAAGUGGGUCUGCUGGGCAUCCAGAUGAUCUGGACCAGGGAUGCAGAGGAAGCCCUGGGGUUCAGCAAGGGAGACAAAAAGAUCAUGCAAACUACCAAUCAAAAGUUUGGGGAUAUCCUGAACGAGCUGAUUGAUAUGACCACUCGAGAAUUGACCAGGAAUGAACGCACCAAGUAUGAGACUCUGAUCACCAUCCAUGUGCAUCAGAAAGACAUAUUCGACGACCUGGUGCGAAUGAACAUCCGAUCGACAUUAGACUUUGAGUGGCAGAAGCAAUCCCGCUUCUACUUCAUCGAGGACAAGGACAGAUGCAUAAUCCAGAUCACUGACGUGGAGUUUAGCUACUGCAAUGAAUACCUGGGCUGUACCGACAGACUGGUCAUCACCCCUCUCACUGACAGGUGUUACAUCACCCUGUCCCAGGCCCUGGGUAUGAGUAUGGGCGGAGCCCCGGCAGGGCCGGCUGGCACUGGUAAGACCGAGACCACCAAAGACAUGGGCCGUUGCCUGGGGAAGUACGUUGUCGUCUUCAACUGCUCUGACCAGAUGGACUAUAGAGGGCUAGGACGAAUCUAUAAAGGUUUGGCUCAGUCAGGUGCGUGGGGCUGCUUCGAUGAGUUCAACCGCAUCGAGCUCCCUGUCCUGUCAGUAGCAGCCCAGCAGAUCUAUAUAGUGUUGCAGUGCAAAAAGAACAAGAAGACACAGUUUAUCUUCACGGAUGGGGACUUGGUGGAAAUGGACAGAGAGUUUGGCAUCUUCUUAACCAUGAACCCUGGAUAUGCUGGCCGCCAGGAGCUUCCAGAAAACCUGAAGAUCCAGUUCCGUACGGUGGCCAUGAUGGUUCCAGACAGAGCCAUCAUCAUGAGGGUGAAGCUAGCCAGCGCUGGUUUCCGUGACAACCAAGUCCUCAGCCGCAAGUUCUACACCCUGUACAAGCUGUGUGAAGAGCAGCUCUCCAAGCAGGUCCACUAUGACUUUGGGCUAAGGAACAUCUUGUCAGUGUUGAGGACACUGGGUUCAGUGAAGAGGUCCAACCCCACUGAGCCAGAGAAAACGGUAGUGAUGCGGGUGCUGCGCGACAUGAACCUCUCCAAACUGGUGGAUGAGGACGAGCCUCUGUUCAUGAGUCUGAUCAACGACCUGUUCCCUGGGAUCAUUCUGGACAAAGCAGGCUACCCCGACCUGGAGGCUGCCAUCCACACCCAGACUCAGCAGGCUGGCCUCAUACCUCACCAGCCCUGGGUCCUCAAACUGGUGCAGCUCUACGAGACCCAGCGGGUUCGCCACGGUAUGAUGACACUAGGCCCCAGCGGAGCUGGAAAAACCACGUGCAUCCACACACUGAUGAGGGCCAUGUUGGAUUGUGGCACCCCUCACCGAGAGAUGAGGAUGAACCCCAAGGCCAUUACUGCCUCCCAGAUGUUUGGUACCCUGGAUGUAGCCACCAACGACUGGACUGAUGGGGUCUUCUCAACCCUGUGGAGGAAAACGCUUAAAGCCAAGAAGGGGGAGCACAUCUGGAUCGUGCUGGACGGCCCUGUGGACGCCAUCUGGAUUGAAAACCUCAACUCAGUCCUGGACGACAACAAGACCCUGACCCUGGCUAAUGGUGACCGCAUCCCUAUGGCGCCUAACUGUAAGGUGGUGUUUGAGCCCCACAACAUCGACAACGCCUCCCCGGCCACAGUGUCCCGCAAUGGCAUGGUGUUCAUGAGCUCCUCUGUGCUGGACUGGAAGCCUAUCCUUCAGGCCUGGCUCCAGAGGGUGCCACCACAGCAAGCAGAGGUGCUCCUGGGCUGCUUCCAUAGUGUUUUCCAGGAUUUGAUCAACUUUGUCUUGACUGCUGUGUCUCCCAAAAUGCCCAUCCUGGAGUGUAUGUACAUCAAGCAGACCAUUGACCUUCUGCAGGGUCUACUUCCUGCAGUGGAGGAAAAGCAGACUCAGGGGGAUGUAUCACGGCUCUUUGUGUUUGCUGUCAUGUGGUCAGUGGGGGCUCUGCUGGAGCUGGAGGACAGAUCCAAGAUGGAGGCCUUCUUAGAGGCACAUCCUGCCACUCUGGACCUGCCCCAGACCCAAGGAGACCAGACCAUCUUUGAGUUCAUGGUCAAUGAACGUGGCCAGUGGGAGCACUGGUCCAAGAAGGUGCCAGAGUACAAGUAUCCCACAGACUCUGUCCCGGACUACUCAUCUAUCCUGGUGCCCAACGUGGACAACGUGAGGACAGACUUCCUGAUGCAGACCAUCAUGAAACAAGGCAAAGCCGUGUUGCUCAUCGGGGAACAGGGGACCGCUAAGACCGUCAUGAUCAAGGGCUAUACCAGUAAGUUUGAUCCUGAAACUCAGCUGAGCAAGAGCUUAAACUUCUCCUCGGCAACCCUGCCCAGUAUGUUCCAGAGGACCAUAGAGAGCUACAUUGACAAGAGGAUGGGCUCCACCUACGGGCCGCCGGCAGGCAAGAAGAUGACUGUGUUUGUGGAUGACAUCAACAUGCCCGUUAUCAACGAGUGGGGUGACCAGAUAACCAAUGAGAUAGUGCGUCAGCUGAUGGAGCAGGGUGGUUUCUACAGCCUGGAGAGACCAGGGGAGUUCACCAGCGUGGUGGAUGUUCAGCUGGUGGCGGCCAUGAUCCACCCCGGAGGCGGGCGCAACGACGUGCCUCAGCGCCUCAAGAGGCAGUUCAGCACCUUCAACUGCACUCUGCCCUCCAACUCCUCCAUCGACAAGAUCUUCUGCACUGUAGCACAGGGCUACUUCUGCCCCGAGAGGGGCUUCCCUGAGGAGGUGUGCACCCUGGCCAGCGCCCUGGUGCCAACAACUAGGAGGGUGUGGCAAGCUGUCAAAGCCAAGAUGCUGCCCUCCCCAGCCAAGUUCCACUACAUCUUCAACCUGCGGGACCUCAGUCGUAUCUGGCAGGGUAUUCUAACGGUGAGGACCGAGGUGUGCCAGGGGCCAGAGGUGCUGGCGUCACUCUUCCACCACGAGUGUACCCGGGUCAUUGCUGACCGUUUCAUUGACCACAAGGACAGACAGAGCUUUGACAGCAUGCUGGAGAAGGUUACAGUGGAGGAGCAUGGAACAGCCAUGAUAGAGCACCCCCAGUGGGAGGCCUACUUUGUGGACUUCCUGAAGGAUGCCCCCGAGACCACAGGGGAGGAGCCGGAGGACAUGGAGCUGGAGGCCCCCAAGGUCUAUGAGCCCAUCCCGUCCUUGCAGGCCCUGUCGGAGCGCCUCGCCACGUUCCAACUGCAGUACAACGAGGCAGUCAGAGGCAGUGCCAUGGACCUGGUCUUCUUCAAGGAUGCCAUGAUCCACCUGAUGAAGAUCAGUCGUAUCGUCCGCACCCCUCAAGGGAACGCCCUCUUAGUGGGGGUGGGUGGCUCAGGGAAGCAGAGCCUCACCCGCCUGGCCUCCUUCAUCGCUGGAUACCAGAGCUUUCAAAUCAUCCUGACCAGGACGUACAACACCAACAACCUCAUGGAGGACCUGAAGUCUUUGUACCGCAUCGCCGGACAACAGGGCAAAGGGGUCACCUUCAUCUUCACCGACAACGACAUCAAGGAGGAGUCCUUCCUGGAGUACAUGAACAAUGUGCUGGCCUCGGGCGAAGUCUCCAACCUGUUCGCCCGUGACGAAGUCGAUGAAAUCACCCAGGACCUCAUCCCAGCCAUGAAACGCGAGCACCCUCGCCGCCCACCUACCGCCGAAAACCUCUACGACUACUUCCUGUCGCGUGUGAGGAGCAACCUGCACGUGGUGUUGUGCUUCUCGCCGGUGGGGGAGAAGUUCCGAACAAGAGCCCUCAAGUUCCCAGGUCUGAUAUCGGGCUGUACUAUUGACUGGUUCCAGCGUUGGCCACGGGACGCACUAGUGGCAGUCGCACAUCACUUUCUGUCCCAGUAUACGUUCCAAUGCUCUGAGGAAGUUAAGCAGAGUGUAGUCCACACCAUGGGGACCUUUCAGGACCUGGUGGCCGAGAAGUGCACAGAGUACUUUGAACGGUUCCGCCGUCAGACCUACGUCACGCCCAGGUCCUACCUGUCCUUCAUCGAUGGCUAUAAGAUCAUCUACUCAGAGAAGAUCGCUCAAGUGGGCAUGCUUGCUGAGCGCAUGAAAACAGGCCUGGCCAAGCUGAUGGAGGCAGAGCAGUCUGUGAGCCAGCUGUCCAAGGAGCUGGCUGUUAAGGAACAGGAGCUGGAGGUGGCCUCCAAGAAGGCUGACGGUGUCUUACAGGAAGUAACAGCCAAGGCCCAGGCGGCCGAGAAGGUCAAGAUGCAGGUUCAGAAAGUGAAGGACAAGGCUCAGGCCAUCGUGGACGAGAUUGAAGCCGAUAAGAAAGUGGCCGAGAGGAAGCUAGAGGCAGCCAAGCCUGCAUUAGCAGCCGCAGAGACCGCAUUGCAGACCAUCAAGCCUGCGGACAUCGCCACAGUGAGGAAACUGGGCAAGCCCCCACACCUGAUCAUGCGCAUCAUGGAUGCCGUGCUGCUGCUGUUCCAGCGCAGGGUGGACCCUGUCACCCAGGACCCAGAGAGACCCUGCCCCCGGCCCUCGUGGAGCGAGGCCCUCAAACUAAUGCAGCAGUCUGGCUUCGUCAGCAUGCUGGUCAACUUUAGUAAGGAUUCUAUCACUGAGGAGGUAGUGGAGCUGUUGGCACCAUACCUGGACAUGGAGGACUACAACCUGGAGGCAGCCAAGAGGAUCUGUGGUAACGUGGCUGGCCUCUGCUCCUGGACUGAAGCUAUGAAGGACUUCUUUUCCAUUAACAAAGAGGUCCUCCCUUUGAAGGCCAACCUGACCCUGCAGGAGGCCCGACUUGGUGUGGCCCAGGGGGAGUUGUCCCGAGCCCAGGAGCAGCUAGACGCUAAGCAGCGGGAGCUGGAUGAGGUGCAGGCGCUCUAUGACGCCGCCAUGAGGGAGAAGCAGACCUUAAUGGACGACGCCACGGUCUGCCGACGCAAGAUGGCCAACGCCACCGCACUAAUCGACGGGCUUGGUGGUGAGAAGAUCCGCUGGACCGAGAGCAGCGCCCUGUUCCAGACUCAGAUCAGACACCUGGUUGGGGACGUGUUGCUGGCUACUGGCUUCCUGUCCUACGCUGGUCCCUUUAACCAGGAAUACCGCAACCUACUGCUGCAGCUCUGGAGAAAGGAGAUGAGCAGCCACCACAUCCCCUACAGUGAUGAGCUGAAUGUGAUCAGCAUGCUGGUGGACAAUGCCACUGUGGGGGAGUGGAACCUUCAGGGCCUACCCAAUGACGACCUGUCCAUCCAGAACGGCAUUAUCGUCACCAAGGCCUCACGCUACCCCCUCCUCAUCGACCCACAAGGCCAGGGAAAGAUCUGGAUCAAGAACCGUGAGAAGGACAGGGAGCUAGAGGUGACGUCUUUGAACCACAAGUACUUCCGCUCCCAUCUGGAGGACAGCAUGUCUCUGGGGCGCCCCCUACUGAUCGAGGACGUAGGAGAGGAGCUAGACCCUGCCCUGGACAACAUUUUGGAGAAGAACUUCAUCAAGUCUGGCUCCACGUAUAAAGUGAAGGUAGGAGACAAAGAGGUGGAUGUGAUGAAGGAGUUCACCCUCUAUAUCACCACUAAGCUGGCUAACCCGGCCUACACUCCUGAGAUCAGUGCUAAGACUGCUGUGGUGGACUUCACUGUCACUCUCAAAGGCCUGGAGGACCAGCUGCUUGGUCGGGUCAUCCAAAUAGAGAAACAGGAGCUGGAGUCGGAGCGUGUCAAGCUCUUGGAGGAAGUGACUUCCAACAAGAGGAAGAUGCAGGAGCUGGAGGAUAACCUCCUGUACAGACUGACCAGUACUGAGGGCUCUCUGGUGGAGGACGAGUCCCUUAUCGAGGUCCUGAGAGUCACCAAGACCACAGCAGAGGAGGUGAGUGAGAAGCUAAAGGUGGCAGCCGAUACCGAGGUGAAGAUCAAUCUGGCCAGGGAGGAGUACCGUCCGGUGGCCACACGGGGCAGCAUCCUGUACUUCCUCAUAGUGGAGAUGAGCCUGGUCAACAUCAUGUACCAGACCUCCCUCCGCCAGUUCCUGGGCAUCUUCGACUCAUCCAUGGAGAAAUCCACCAAGUCCCAGAUCACCUCUAAAAGGAUCCUCAACAUCAUUGAGUUUCUGACCUACCAGGCGUUUCGAUAUACAGCUAGAGGCCUGUAUGAGGAUCACAAGUUCCUCUUCACCCUCCUGCUGGCCCUGAAGGUCGACCUGCAGGCCAGGGACAUCUCCCACAGCGACUUUCAAACCUUCAUCAAAGGAGGUGCAGCCCUGGAUCUGAACUCUGUGGAACCCAAGCCGCGGCGCUGGAUCCUGGACAUUACGUGGCUGAACCUGGUCCAGCUGUCCAGCGUACACCCCUUCACCCAGCUGCUGACCCAGGUCACCCACAACGACCGCUCCUGGAGGGCCUGGUUCGACGAGCCUGCCCCCGAGGAGGCCCCGGUGCCUGACGGAUACGACAGCAUGCUGGACACAUUCAGGAAGUUAUUGUUGAUCAGGAGCUGGUGCCCUGACCGGACCAUUGCACAGGCACGGCAUUACAUCGCUGAGUCGCUGGGGCCUAAGUACGCCGAGGGGGUCAUUCUGGACAUGGAGUCCAUGUGGGCGGAGAGUGACAAGAGGACUCCCAUGGUGUGCUUCCUGUCUAUGGGGUCCGACCCCACAGAGAACAUAGAGAGGCUUGCAAAAGCAAAGGGAGCACCAUGCAGACCCAUCUCCAUGGGGCAGGGCCAGGAAGUGCACGCUCGCAGGUUAUUGGCCAACAGUAUGGCUGACGGAGGUUGGCUCCUCCUCCAGAACUGCCACCUGGGCCUGGACUUCCUGGACGAGCUGCUGGAGUCGGUUACCAACUCCGAAAACAUCCACAGCGGUUGUAGGGUGUGGCUGACCACCGAGGUCCACCCCAAGUUCCCCAUCAACUUCCUGCAGUCCUCCAUCAAGUUCACCAAUGAGCCUCCUCAAGGUAUGAAAGCAGGGUUGAAAAGGACCUACAACGGUGUGACUCAGGAGAUGCUGGAUAUCACUAACCUGCCCCAGUGGAGACCUCUGUUAUACGCUGUGGCCUUCCUCCACACUACUGUUCAGGAGAGGCGUAAGUUUGGCCCCCUGGGCUGGAACAUCCCGUACGAGUUCAACCAGGCAGACUUCACCUCCAGCAUGCAGUUUGUCCAGAACCACCUGGAUGAGUUGGACGUGAAGCGUGGCGUCAACUGGAGCUGCCUGCGCUAUAUGCUGGGCGAGGUCCAAUAUGGUGGCCGGGUAACAGACGAUCUGGACAAACACCUUCUCAACACCUUCACCCGUGUGUGGUUCAGCGAGAGCACAUUUGCCGACAAGUUCUGUUUCUACAAGGGUUAUACUAUACCCAAAGCCAAGAAUGUGCCGGAUUACCUGCUCCACAUUGAGACCCUGCCGCUGGUCGACUCGCCAGAGGUAUUCGGUCUUCAUCCUAAUGCUGACAUUACGUACCAGACAAACAUGGCCAAUGAGAUCCUAAGCACCAUCAUCAAUAUCCAACCCAAGGACAGUGGAGGAGGGGGAGGGGAGACAAGAGAGGCCACUGUCCAGAAACUGGCCAACGAGAUGCUGGACAAGCUGCCACCAGACUACGUUCCACAUGAGGUGAGAACUCAUCUUCAGAAAAUGGGCCUUUUCCAGCCCAUGAACAUCUUUCUGCGGCAGGAGCUUGACCGGAUGCAGCGAAUCAUAGGCUGUGUACGGAGUACCCUCACUGAUCUGAAACUGGCCAUUGAUGGGACCAUUAUCAUGUCAGAGGAUUUGAGGGAUGCCCUGGACAGCAUGUAUGACGCCCGCAUCCCCAAGCUGUGGCGGAAGAUCAGCUGGGACUCUGCGACGCUGGGCUUCUGGUUCACGGAGCUACUGGAGAGGAACCAGCAGUUUCAUACCUGGAUCUCCAGUGGACGGCCCCACCAGUUCUGGCUCACUGGUUUCUUCAACCCACAGGGCUUUCUGACUGCCAUGAGGCAGGAGACCACGAGGAUGAACCUGGCCAAAGGCUGGGCUCUGGACACUGUCGUCCUGCACAACGAUGUCACUCGGAUGAUGAGGGAGGACGUCACAGCGCCGCCGCCAGACGACAUGGGGGGAGUCUACAUCUACGGACUCUUCCUGGACGGGGCAGGGUGGGACAAGAGAAACGCCAAACUCACAGAGUCACCUCCAAAGGUCCUUUUCACAGUCCUCCCUGUGGUCCACGUCUAUGCUAUCAGCACUUUGGCUUCCGAUGCCAAGCGUCAGCAAGGGAUAAGCCUGUACCCCUGUCCCGUGUAUAAGAAACCCAGACGCACAGACCUCACCUUCAUCUUCUCCCUGCUGCUGCGCACCUUCCAGUCCCCUGACCACUGGACUCUGAGGGGAGUGGCUCUGCUCUGUGACUGCAAAUGAGUGGAAAUUUCAUUUCAAGUGGUAGCCAUUUUAGUUUUGCAAAACAUGUUUGUGUGGGGGGAGGCAGUGGAUAGGUAGGGGUGCAUGUGUGAGUGUGUGAAUGAGUGACUGUGUGUGUGUGUCUCAACCACAUACUGAAUAUGACAAUGACGACAAUGUGUGUGUUUAUCUAAUUCAAAGUGAUUUCUCAGAAUUACUAUUUGUCUACGUAGUGCAAAUUAAUUGAUUAAUCAAUAAUGCUAGUAUUUUGUGCAGCCAAAUUACUAUAUUUGGAAUUUUUAUUAAACAUAUUUUCAAAGAAUACCAGUAGAUGUAAACAAUGCACAAGUCGUAUAGAAAUUCUUGUUUUUGAAUAACUCAUCAUAUCCUGGUAUUUUAUUUGAUGAAGUGCUGUAGAAAAGAUAGUUGUUUCCCCUAUUCCAAUUUAUCCACUAAAAUCAACCCCUCUGACACUUUACCCUGUCAAAAAGCAUUUGAAUAGCAUCAUGUAGCAUUAUAGUAAUAACACUUUUAUAACAUUUUAAUAAUUAUGUAAUAAAUCAUAGCAUAGCAAACAAG
Messenger RNA from Salmo salar (Atlantic salmon), 14728 nucleotides. Lineage: Eukaryota; Metazoa; Chordata; Actinopteri; Salmoniformes; Salmonidae. The record is from RefSeq and is a predicted model, not a curated record.